CAGCAGCGGCCAUCGAGGGCGAAAUGGGCGCGAUAAAGGUUCUCGCCGAAUUUAUCAACCGGACGAUCACGGCGUGACGAGUCCCGUGCCUGGGCUGACUACAUCAGGUUUGGGCUUAUCAACCACUUGGAUUCUCGAUACCACCACCACCGUCACCAUCAUGCCUCGCACAGCGGAAACAGCCAGUUUUGCGUUCAACCACACCAUGAUCCGGGUGAAGGACCCCAAGGUAUCCCUUCAAUUUUAUACCGAAAUCAUUGGCAUGGAUCUUCUCUCUGAAAAGGAUUUCGGGGACUUCACUCUAUACUUCCUUGGAUUCGAUCACUCCGGUGGCGCACUUAGCGCCAAGGAAAAAGAAGAGACCAGGUUUUCUCGUGAAGGCAUACUCGAGCUCACCCACAACCAUGGCACGGAAUCGGAUCCGAACUUCCAGGGAUAUGCCAGUGGAAACUCGGAGCCCGGCCGGGGCUUUGGACACAUCGCUAUAACGGUUGAUGAUGUUGAAAAAGCUUGCGAACGAUUCGAACAGCUGGGAGUUGCCUUCAAGAAGAGGCCCAGCGAUGGGAAGAUGAGACACAUCGCUUUUAUUCUGGACCCUGAUGGCUACUGGAUUGAAAUUGUGCCCCGCGUCAUUAAGUUUGAUUGAGAUAGGAAGAAAAAUCAAGUUAACCAAGAGUGUAUUAGUACGUCUUACAUGUAACACCGUGCCUACCGAGUGAUACCUCUAUAGUAUGAAUUACAUGUACUUAUAUUGGUUCUUCAUCAAGUUCUUGCUGUUAUCUUUUCGGAAAAGUAAAGACGAUGUCUACAUCGGGAAAUC
This is a messenger RNA of Guyanagaster necrorhizus, 820 nucleotides long. RefSeq names its product glyoxalase I. Gene Ontology annotation, molecular function: metal ion binding; lactoylglutathione lyase activity. NCBI's taxonomy places the organism in Eukaryota, Fungi, Basidiomycota, Agaricomycetes, Agaricales, Physalacriaceae. The coding region runs from base 161 to 646 and encodes 161 amino acids. The record is from RefSeq and is a predicted model, not a curated record. The transcript has 7 exons.